AUGAUACAAUAUAAAGUAUUGCAGGAGCCUGAUGUUUUAAUUCCUCAUCCGAUUCGAUUUUGGAUAUUUUUAAUUUCUUUAAUUACUACAUUAGCUUGUUCUAUUUUUGUUCUUUAUCAUUUACUCAUCGAUCGAACUUUACGUAAUGCACUUAAUAAUCAUGUUAUUAUCGUACUUCUAUUCAAUAAUUUGAUGUAUCAACUCAUAGAUAUUCCAUUGUCACUCAGUUUCUAUCAUUUGGGCAAUGUUUGGCCAGCUUCGCCAAUCUUAUGCCUAUUUUGGAUGUUUAUCGAUGAAACAUUUCUCUCUCUUUCAUUAAUACUUGUAGCUGGAGCAUCAAUUCAACGACAUAUUCUUAUUUUUCAUAAACGGUGGCUGUCAACAGACAAAAAACGUUUCUUCAUUCAUUAUCUUCCAAUAGUCAUACUCUCUUUCUAUAUUAUUGUAUUUCAUUUUAUAACUAUUUUAUUUCCACCAUGUCAGAAUAUAUUUAAUUAUCAAUUGUCCGUAUGUGGCUAUCCACUCUGCUAUUAUGACAUACGACUAGUUCUUAUAUGGGAUAUUGCUAUUAAUAAAAUUCUACCUACUCUAACCAUUGUUGUAUUCAGUAUUGCUCUUCUUGUACGUGUUCUUCUACAAAGACGUCGAAUGCAUCAAUAUGUUCAAUGGCGAAAACAUCGAAAGAUGACAAUACAAUUAUUAGCUAUAGCAAUGCUUUAUUUAUUUCUUUAUAUUCCAUUAAUGAUUAUAGAACUGAUUCAAUCCUGUUGUAUGCCGGCAGAAGUUGGUGUCAACAUUGAAGUAUACGGAGAGUUUUUUUCAUAUUAUGUGAUGUUCUUAUUUCCAUUUGUGAGCGUAUUUUCAUUGCCUAAUUAUAAGGGUAAAGUCAAAGGCGUACUUUUAUUCUGCCAUCGGCAGAUACGAUCUAUUAUUUAUGUAUUAUUCUUCUUAAAAUGUUUUGACGCCCAAAAAAGAAACACUAUAGCCCCUUUACCAUAGUCUUAGCUAUUGUACAAUGUAUUGUUGAGAGAAUAAAUAAUCACUAAAUCAUUUUUUUAGAUAAAUGUUUUUGAACAGGAGCAUAAAUGUUCUAAAAUAAAAUUGACAAUUUUCAAGCAUAUUAUGAAAUAAGUAAUGUUCAUUGGUUACUUAUUUUCUUCUAUCUAGACUGGAGGACAAUGAAAUGUGAAAGAACAUAGAACUCUUCAGCUAUGGAAUUCAGAAAUUUGAUUCUCUUUUUCUUUCAAAUCGAGCUGAUUUCUGCCUAUCAAUCCUGCUAUACUGUUCCGAGUUCGCGUGUACAAUUAUGCACUGGCAUUCUACCUUCCGCAGCUAACCGUUGGUGUCGUACCAGACAUUAGAGUUUCGCUGUGUCGCCAUACCGAGAAUUAUACUCUCGGUAUGUAAUCCUACCACCUAUUCACUUGGAAAUAAAUGCGAUCGGUUGCAGUGAAUAAAAUAUGAUGCCUAGUUGAUCAUCAUUGUCCAUAACACCAACAAACAGGAGUAUAUUUCAGAUUAAAUUGAAAAGAACUUUAUCCAAGAUCCAUUGACGAUAUACUGGCAACAUGUCAAACAAGGAAGAACCAAUUUUGAACUUUGAAAUAUCAAAAAUAAAUUAGAGAUGAAAUGAAAAUAUUGGAAAUUCGAAGAGAAAAUGAACAAGAGAAGAGCAAGAUUAUCGAUCAUGUUAUUGAGUCCGACCGAAGACCGAAAGAUAGACGAAAAUAGGCAGCCAGUUCGAAAUGCGAUUGGAUGUAUACCAGCAGAUUUUGACAUUUGAUCAUCUUGAGGAUUUUCAGGAAUUUGAAGAUCAUGGGCACGCACAGCGAAAGUCAAAAUGACCCUUUUCACGAUUUGAAAUACCAAUCAUUUCAUAUUUCUUAGUCUUAUUAUAACAGUUAGUUCUCUUCGAUGCAAUGGGAGAUAAAAAUUUUCAUAUUGGUGAAAAGACAGCACUCACGAGGGAACAUUCUCAAGUGUCACAUCGCUUUUGAGUCAAGAGUAUGAGCAUCAUAUAGGCCCUAAUGAUCUAUGAAUAACCUGAAAAGAGUUCGUGCUGCUGGCUUAUUGCUGUCGAGAUAUUGCAUUUUUACGGUAGUUUUAAGAACAACGCCGUGGUCCCCCUCAGGAACACCAGAAAAGCUGAGUUUAGAAUUUUUACCUGAAACUUUGCAUAGAAACAAGCCUCGAUGAGAAUAGUUCUUUGUGAAAGUUUCAAAUCUUUUUGUUGUUCCUAUCUGUAGAUACAACUAUGAUAACUUCAUUCGGAUAAAUCAGUAGAUUUGAUGUUCUCAUUUCAGGAUAAGAACUAAUCAAAACAUCUGAAACUUUCACAAAUAACUAUUCUCAAUGACGCAUGUUUCUAUGUAAAGUUUCAAGUCAAAAUUCGAAAAUCAUUUUUUCUGGUUUUCCUGAGGGGGACCACGACAUUCAUUUAAGAACGUACCGUAAAAAUGCAAUAUCUCGGCAGCAAUAAGCUAGCAGCACUAACUUUUUUCAGGUUAUUCAUAGAUCAUUAGGGCCUACAUGAUGCUCAUACUCUCGACUCAAAAGCAAUGUGACAUUUGGGAAUGUUCUCUCGUGAUUGUGGGUGCGGAUAGGAUGUGUGGAUGUCGGUGUGGGUCGAUAUUCUCAUCAUCUACACUCCCACAUAUCCACACCCAAAUCCCACACCCACACCCCACACCCACACCUACACCCACAUCCACACCUAUAUUGAAAUCGAGUAUGUUUUUUGAGUAAACUCGACUCUAUUAACACAUAUUGGAAGAAAUAUUUGGUUAAGUAUCAACUAAGUAAUGGCUAUCGCAUCAAGAAAAAAUAAAAACACUGACGUAAGAGGGAACUUUUAUUGAUCAAGUCAAAAUGGUUGGAAAACAUCGUCUAAAUUCAUUAUGUUGCCUAGAAGAUACAAAAUACAAGCUAAAUGGAUUCGAAUAGAAAAUCUCUUUUGCUUCAAAAUCUGAUAUUCAUGAACUCCCUUCGUCAUUUUCUCUCAGAGGUACAAAGGCUAUCAAAACAUGUCGCGUGUAUGUAUUUCUUAUAAUUACAUAUAAAAAAAUGCGCGUUUAAAUGCAUUUCUUGCUUUACCAUUAGAGUAAACCCGAAUCAACGCGCUUUUUCAUUCGUUUACAUGCGUUUUGUCUAUGACUCUCAGAUGCAAUCAUAUGAUUAAAAUUUUUUUACAUAGAAUAUCUUUUAUUUCCAUGCAAAAGAACAUAGUAACGAUUUACAAUUUUUAGUUCUAUAGUACGAAAAAUCUGUUAAAGAUAAACGAGAAAUUGUUUAUAUAGAAAAGCUAUUUAUAUUUUCGUUGUAUCCAAAAUGAAAUAUGAUCCUCUGAUACAAAUCGGUGAAUAUCAACAACACAUGGAGGUUCAGGCAUUGUGAUUAUUUCAUCCUUCGUCUUCAUAUCAGUCACUUCGUACUCUUUUUCGGUAAAAUCAAAACGUAAACAUUUUAGUUGAUUUUCAUUAAUAUGAGUGAAAAUGAAAUCGAUCCAUUUGUGAAUAUUGCACCAUGCCGAUGAAAUCUGUUUGUAUCUAAUGAAACGUAAAUAUUGCAAUUGAGGAAAACUGUGUUUGUCAACAACGAAAGAAAGAAGUGGUAACAGGAUUUCUUCGUUUAGGUUCAUGUUGAUGAUGGACAAGCAAUCUACAUAUAGUCGAUCAAGAUGUCGAAGGAAACUACCGCGAUAUUGAUUGUCACGACAUUUAGUGAACCAAUAUUUCAGUUCACUUGAAUUAACAUAAAGACAUUUUAUGUUCGGUAAUAAACGAAACCAGCCAAUUAAUUAUAAAAUUAAAAAAAUAUCAUUAAGUUUCAUAGAUCAGCCCUUCACAAUAAAAGGAACUGGCGCCUAUAUCGCCUACUCAUUUUUUUUCAUUUAGCUAUUUUUGAUUAUAAGUGAUGUGAAGGUAUGACAUCACCAAACCAGAUUGUUAACGGUGAUACCUAUUCACCAUACCCCUCGAUGCUUUCAUUUUCUCUUUCUUUUCUUUGUUAUUGUACAACUAUCUCUUUUCUCUUCUUUCUCUGUGAUGUUAUGCUCUUCAAGGACAUUUAUAUAUAUAUGUGUGUGAUGUUUUUCUUUUGAAUAAAUAUACAUAUCGAUCGCUCGACGAAACGAGCUAACACAGAUCUUGGACAUUUUUAAAUAGCAAAAAAGUCAAUACAUUAGAAAUGAGUUACUUACAUACAAAGUAUCAUGAAAACAAACUUUUAAUAAUCAAAAUCUCGAAAUUCUUCUCAUUCUCAUGAUAAUUUCUAUGGAAAUGGCUCGUUUAUAGUGCAUUGAUUUUUUGGUAAUUAAAAAUGUUCAAGAUCUGUGUUAGCUCGUUUCGUCGAGCGAUCGAUAUGUAUAUUUAUUCAAAAGAAAAACAUCAC
Rotaria sp. Silwood2 is the source of this 4389-nucleotide messenger RNA. The record is from the annotation of a GenBank genome assembly. Lineage: Eukaryota; Metazoa; Rotifera; Eurotatoria; Philodinida; Philodinidae.